AUGGCUACCAAGAUGUUUGUUUUGCUGCUCAUUUUGGCUGUUCUAAGCAGCCAUUGCUAUUCUGGCAGCAUCUCCAUUUACUGGGGACAAAAUCAGCAGGAAGGAACGCUAGCUGACACAUGCAAGACUGGGAGAUUUGAGUACGUUAUUAUAAGCUUUCUCUGUGUAUUUGGCAAUAACCAAACUCCUCAGCUCGACCUGGAUGAACAUUGUGAUCCUUCUACCAAGGGGUGCGUUGGCUUAGCUGACGAUAUUCGGUCUUGCCAAAGCAGAGGUGUUAAGGUGUUGCUGUCCAUCGGAGGUGGGGAUGGUGUCUACAUCCUUGUGUCGUCGGAAGAGGCGAAGGGGUUUGCUGACUACCUUUGGAACAAUUAUUUGGGUGGAAACUCCACAGAUAGACCUUUCGGAGAUGCUGUGCUGGAUGGAAUUGAUUUUGAUAUUGAAGAUGGAAGCCCUAGUCACUAUGAUGAACUAGCAGGGCACUUGAAGAACUACACCUCGGAGAAGAAGGUUUACCUGACAGCAGCACCACAAUGUCCCUUUCCAGACGUGUACGUAGGGCAAGCCUUAGAAACAGGACUCUUUGAUUACGUGUGGAUGCAGUUCUACAACAAUGACUGCGAAUACAAAGGCAAUGCUUCCGACGUGAAGGCAACUUUCGAUGAAUGGAGCAACGGUGUACCAGCAACCAAGUUCUUCCUGGGGCUCCCGGCCGCUCCUAGCGGCGCCAACAGCGGUUUCAUCCCUCAGAAUGUUCUGAUAUCACAGAUUCUGCCUCUGAUCAAGAAGGCCAACAAGUAUGGAGGUGUGAUGCUGUGGUCUAAAUACUAUGAUGAUCUAACAGGGUACAGUUCCUCCAUCAAGAGCCAUGUCUGA
Molecule: messenger RNA, 876 nt
Organism: Theobroma umbraticum
Lineage: Eukaryota; Viridiplantae; Streptophyta; Magnoliopsida; Malvales; Malvaceae
Source: RefSeq, a predicted model, not a curated record